Messenger RNA from Rotaria socialis, 477 nucleotides. NCBI's taxonomy places the organism in Eukaryota, Metazoa, Rotifera, Eurotatoria, Philodinida, Philodinidae. The record is from the annotation of a GenBank genome assembly.
AUGUCUGGACGUGGUAAAACUGCAGGUAGUGGCAAGGCUCGCGCCAAGGCGAAAACCCGCUCAUCCCGUGCUGGUCUUCAAUUCCCAGUUGGUCGUAUUCAUCGUCUUCUUCGACGUGGUAACUAUGCUGAACGUGUCGGUGCUGGUGCUCCAGUUUACUUGGGUGCUGUCCUCGAAUACUUAUCGGCUGAAAUUCUCGAAUUAGCAGGAAAUGCUGCCCGAGACAACAAGAAAACACGUAUUAUUCCACGUCAUCUUCAAUUAGCCAUCCGAAACGAUGAAGAAUUAAACAAAUUGUUAUCUGGUGUUACAAUUGCUCAAGGAGGUGUUUUACCAAACAUUCAAGCUAUUCUUUUACCAAAGAAGACAGCUGAAGGUACAGUUUCAACACCACGUGAAGCAGCUGCACCAUCAAAAAAGAAAGCCGAAAAAGCUGACAAACCAUCAUCAAGUGGUAAAGCAGCCGACAAGGCCUAA